Daucus carota subsp. sativus is the source of this 2373-nucleotide messenger RNA. RefSeq names its product transmembrane 9 superfamily member 1. Lineage: Eukaryota; Viridiplantae; Streptophyta; Magnoliopsida; Apiales; Apiaceae. The transcript has 12 exons. Gene Ontology annotation, cellular component: membrane. Bases 150 to 1919 code for a protein of 589 amino acids. Gene Ontology annotation, biological process: protein localization to membrane. The record is from RefSeq and is a predicted model, not a curated record.
UUGAUGCAUACAUAAACUGGUUACGCCUAUAGUCUACAAAACAGCUAGAGCUUCUAAUUAAUCGAAAAUCUCACAAACCCCAAUUUAUUAAUUAAUUAUAUCGCCCAAAUAAUCACCGUUGUCAGAUCUGAUUCACCGCCGGCGAUCCGAUGUGGCUCACCGUCCGAUCACUCCCUCUCCUUCUCCUCGCUCUUCACCUCAUCGUCUCGCCGGCGUACGCUUCUGAGUCCGAUCACAAGUAUCAAGCAGAUGAACAUGUAAAAUUAUGGGUGAAUAAGGUUGGGCCUUACAAUAAUCCACAAGAGACAUACAAUUAUUACAGCCUGCCAUUUUGCCAUCCAUCUGGUCACGCUGGUCACAAGUGGGGUGGUCUUGGUGAAGUUUUGGGUGGAAAUGAACUUAUUGAUAGCCAGCUGGACAUAAAAUUUCAGAAAAAUGUGGACAAGAGUACCAUCUGUGAACUUGAGCUUGAUGAAGCAAAGGCCCAAAAAUUUAAGGAUGCUGUUGAAAAUAGCUAUUGGUUUGAAUUUUUUAUUGAUGAUCUGCCAUUAUGGGGAUUUGUUGGUGAGCUACAUCCUGAUAGGAAAAGUGAUAACAGAAAGUAUAUUCUCUACACACAUAAGAAUAUCAUCAUGCAGUAUAACAAAGAUCAGAUUAUUCAUGUUAAUCUCACCCAAGAGAACCCAAAGCCUCUGGAAGCUGGGAGAACAUUGGAAAUGACAUAUUCUGUUAAAUGGGAACCAACAAAUAUCACUUUUGCUCAUCGUUUUGAUGUUUAUCUGGACUACCCUUUUUUUGAGCAUCAGAUUCAUUGGUUCUCUAUUUUCAAUUCGUUUAUGAUGGUCAUCUUCCUCACGGGUCUGGUAUCAAUGAUAUUGAUGCGAACUCUAAGAAAUGACUAUGCUAAGUAUGCUCGUGAAGAUGAUGAUUUAGAAACUUUGGAAAGAGAUGUAAGUGAAGAGUCUGGCUGGAAACUUGUUCAUGGAGAUGUUUUUAGGCCGCCUCACAAUUUGGUAUUACUCUCAGCCGUGGUUGGUACUGGGGCCCAGCUGGCUACACUGGUUCUUCUUGUUAUCUUGGUUGCGAUAGUUGGUACAUUAUACGUCGGGAGAGGAGCAAUUGUUACUACUUUUAUACUGUGUUACGCCUUCACCUCGUUUAUUUCUGGUUAUGUAAGUGGUGGGAUGUAUUCACGAAUGGGGGGGAAGAACUGGAUAAAGUCAACGAUCUUGACGGCGUCUUUGUUUCCAUUUUUAUGCUUUGGGAUUGGAUUUGCGCUGAAUACAGUUGCUAUAUUUUAUGGUUCUCUAGCAGCUAUUCCCUUCGGCACAAUGGUGGUUGUUUUUGUCAUUUGGGGUUUUAUCUCCUUCCCUCUGGCUCUUCUUGGCACAGUUGUCGGAAGGAACUGGAGUGGCGCUCCAAACAAUCCAUGUCGUGUGAAGACAAUUCCUCGUCCUAUUCCUGAGAAGAAGUGGUAUCUCACACCGUCUGUGGUGUCAAUUAUGGGAGGAUUGCUACCCUUUGGCAGCAUUUUCAUUGAGAUGUAUUUUGUCUUUACUUCUUUUUGGAACUACAAGGUGUAUUAUGUCUAUGGAUUUAUGCUGCUGGUCUUUCUGAUUCUCAUUAUUGUCACUGUAUGUGUGACAAUUGUGGGGACAUACUUUUUGUUAAAUGCUGAGAAUUAUCACUGGCAGUGGACUUCAUUCUUCUCUGCUGCUUCCACAGCUGUUUAUGUGUACUUGUAUUCAGUAUAUUAUUUCUCUGUGAAGACUAAGAUGUCGGGAUUUUUCCAAACCAGCUUUUACUUUGGAUAUACCCUGAUGUUCUGCCUUGGUUUAGGAAUCUUAUGUGGAGCUGUUGGUUAUUUGGGAUCUAAUCUUUUUGUAAGGAGGAUAUACCGGAAUAUCAAGUGUGACUAGUUAUUUUUAAAAAAGAACUCAAGGUUGCUUCUUCAUGCUCGCCGGAUACAUGUGGCAGCUUUUUUCUCUUCUCUUGGAAACCUAACAUCCAACACAAGUAAUAUCCACAACCAUCAAGGUUGCAUGCAAAUGUUCAAUUUGGAAGAGCCCAUUUUUUCAGUAUUUUUUUUCAUUGGGCCGUUGAAGAAAGCCUUCUUACUUGAAUUAGAAUCCAGAGAUUGUCUAUUAUAAAGGUAAGUAUUAAGUUAGAGGCUUAUAUGUGAUGUAAUUAGUGUCCCCCCACAAAAAGAAGAAAAGAAAAGAAUUGGAGGCCAUCUGUUGUACUGCCAUGGUUUUUAUGUUAUUUUUCAUAUUAUACUGUUUAUUACUGUGAAACAUUAAGAGGGACGAGACAAUGGAUAUUAUGCCUGUAAACAGUUAUAUCUUUACAUAUUUCAUUACAUUAACAUGACCA